CAGGCGCGGUGGGGAAGAUGGCGUACCAGAGCCUCCGGCUGGAGUACCUGCAGAUCCCGCCGGUCAGCCGCGCCUACACUACCGCCUGCGUCCUCACCACCGCGGCCGUGCAGUUGGAAUUGAUCACACCUUUUCAGUUAUACUUCAAUCCUGAACUAAUUUUUAAACAUUUUCAAAUAUGGAGGCUAAUCACCAAUUUCUUAUUUUUUGGUCCAGUUGGAUUCAAUUUUUUGUUUAACAUGAUUUUUCUAUAUCGUUACUGUCGAAUGCUAGAAGAAGGCUCUUUCCGAGGUCGGACAGCAGACUUUGUAUUUAUGUUCCUUUUUGGUGGAUUUUUAAUGACUCUUUUUGGUUUGUUUGUGAGCUUAGUUUUUUUAGGCCAGGCCUUCACAAUAAUGCUGGUCUACGUGUGGAGCCGAAGGAACCCGUAUGUCCGCAUGAACUUCUUUGGGCUUCUAAACUUCCAGGCCCCCUUUCUGCCGUGGGUGCUCAUGGGGUUUUCCUUGUUGUUGGGGAACUCAAUUAUUGUGGACCUUUUGGGUAUUGCAGUUGGGCACAUAUAUUUUUUCUUGGAAGAUAUAUUUCCCAAUCAGCCUGGUGGAAUAAGAAUUCUGAAAACACCAUCUAUUUUGAGGACUAUUUUUGAUACACCAGAUGAGGAUCCCAAUUACAACCCACUACCUGAAGAGCGGCCAGGAGGCUUCGCCUGGGGUGAGGGCCAGCGCCUUGGAGGGUAAAGCAGCUGUGCCAAUUAUGAGACCCAUCUGAGAAGGACUCAGUGAAAUGCCCAUUGGGAUUCUUUUAUCCCUUGUUGCAAAAGUGUGGACACUUUUGACAGCUUGACAGAUUUUUAACUCCAGAAGCACUUUACGGAAUGGUACACUGACUAACGCAGAAGAUAUUUCCAGCAGUUGCCAGGGUCCCUCACUAUGCUGGUACUAAAAGUAUAAUCUCUUGGAGCCAAAAAACUGGAGAAACAGAUACCCUGCCACCUCUGACAAGUACAUGGGUACUUGAGCUCUGUGGCAUGAGACAGGGCGUUUCCUCCUCCUCUUCUUUGAUAGACAAGGCCGUGGUGUAAAUGGAAGUUUCAGAGAGGACAAAAUAAAACUGAAUUCCAUCUCUCUCACACUGUAUCUAAGCUUUCGUGUGAUCUUUUAAAUCAUGGUAAUGUGUUCUAGCUCUCCUGCAUAGGUCUGAACACAGCAGUUUCUCGUGUCUCCACGGCUUUCAACUGGAUUUCAAGAUUGGAAAUAAACAGCUGUUAUGUACAUCGGACUAGUUCAGAGUCGUAGCCUCAGUAGGAGGAAGAUUGGUUUCUGCCAUUAAGAUAGUUCUCCAUCUGAAAACCACAAAGCUUCAAGUUAGACCACAGGAGGAGAGAGAAAGGAGGGUGAUUUCUUGUACCGGAGGAAUCUGUAGGAAAGUCAGCUGCAAACACAAAGCAACUGUGACAUCUCUUGUAGCUGGAAUUUCUCCACUAAGAAACACCCAGAUUAGGCCACCCUUUGUCAUAGUGCAGGAAUAUGAAUGGGAAGCCAUUGGGAAUGUGUUCCUCUUGUCAUUUCUUUCAAGAAAAGCUCAAAACCUUGCCAGAGCAGAGCCAAGUGCCUGGGUCACCUUCCCGGUCAGGUAGAAAUGAGGGUGUUUGGAAGCAGCCACACCGAUGGUUCAGUGAAUGCUUGUCAAAGAUAGUACAUCUUGUUUUACAUUCAUGCUGCUUUAUCAGAACCCAGAAAGACGAUCUCAGACCGUCUUCAUAAACCUCAGAUAGGCAAGGGCUCCCUAGACUGGAUCGUCCUAUUUUGGCUGAGUUGCUUUCUAGAAUGAGAUCUUUCUCAGAGGUUGGCAUAGGCUUAAAUAAACCAGAGUAGACAGUCGAGGUGAAGCUUCAAGUUGUCUUGAAAGCGGAAAGUAUCUUAAUGACUAAGUGGAAUAUAUGUAAGGAAUGAAAUAAGUACAUCUUAGAUGUUGCCAGUAAAUACCUGAAAAGGAUUUCAUGAAACAUGUGUUAACGGGACUGCUUUUCUCUUGUUUAAAAGUCUUUUAAGUUUAAUGACAGUCUUAGAUUAUAUGAUCCUCAUGGGAUUCUUAAGUUUAAUCAUUGUUUCUGUUCAAGAAAGCUUUAUCGGUAACUUUUAGAAAUUUGUUUUUAUUAUUAUUGCUUGCUUUUGAGCCAGAAAUGAGUUUCUUUAGGUUUUAUUUAUUGUCCCUGAAUUAAUUUUGGAUUUAGCUAAUUAGUGGAAUUUUUGUGGUAAAGUUUUAAUUCUAAAAUCUCUUUCCCUGCUGUUGAUUUUAAAUAGAGAUACCUGUACAUACUAAUGACUGGGUAAAACAGGAAAUGCGUUUUAAGUAGCAAAUACCUGUACAUAUUAAUGGCUGGGUAAAGCAGGAAAUGCAUUUUGGAUGCAUAGCCUAAAGCAGUCUCUGGUUGCUUUUUGUUUUGGUUUGGUUUUUUGGUUUUAAGAGGCAGGAUUUCUCUAUGUAACAGCCCUGGCUGUCAUUGGAACUUGCUCUGUAGACCAGACUGGCCUCAAACUUGCAGUCUCUGGUUUUUAGGAGGUCAGUUCCUAUUGGCAAAAUGCCAUGCUGUGUUCCACACUGUGCCCUGAGAAUGCCAGUUUCAGUCAUUUGGCCUCUUAGUUUGGCCAGUCCCAUAUUUGUGUCCCUGGCCCUGUGUAGUCUGAUAGGAUCCCUUGAGCUUACCUGGGCACGAGGAAAAGUCCUCAUUUUCCCAGCAAACCUCUUGAUUCUGGUUCUUCCAAAACACACUUCCUUUUUGUAAUGUGAGUCAACAGAAAAGUGAGAUUGGAUUAUGGGAUUCUGUGACCACUUAAGCGUAUAUGAAUAUAGUUUGAGACGUCUCCUGGAUUGUACGAGAAAUAACUGAAAAGCACGCCUAAAGCAUAGGGAGUUUUGUUCCGUUGUUAUAGAAACACGAUAUAUGUUCAUUUAAAAGUGAAUGGACAUGCUCUCCCUGAAUGGACAUGCCAAUUGUAUCUCCCUAGGAGAUACAUUUUAUAUACUUUGGUGUGUUUUUUUCACUAUGAAUUUUUACUUGUUUCUUCUACUUCUUUUUCUGUCAUUCUUCUACGUCUUCCUGUCUUUUAUAUUUCUUUUGUACUUGUGUGAGGCAAAACAUCCACAUCCUGGAUCUUGAAAUGGAACCAUAGCACUGUCUCUGGGGUCCUCUGGGGAUUAGGAAACAUUGGAGCUAUUGGCAUGUUGUGUACAUGCUUCCUAGAAUUGUCAUGCCUUCUGCCACUGUUUUACUUUGUGGCUGUUUUCCUUUGCCAGGUGACUUCUAGUUGGGUUAGCCAAUAUCCUGCCCUUCGUUCUCUUCAGGAUGACUAAGCUACUUACUGUUUUGAGUUUUCAUUAAAGCUCUUGAACCUUGCUUUUAUGGUUAAGCGGCUCUGCUCAGAAGUCUGCAGUCAAUUCUUGGCCCUUAUCAAAUGCAUAUCUGUCUUCCUCUGAAGCUUGCUCCCACUUCCACCUAGCAGGGACCUCAAUUUAAGUUCUUCAGUCCUUGAAGACCCUAACACUCAAAUCUUAGUACAAAGGUCUAUUUCAUUGUCUUCUUUAAAUCCCUAUGAAGCUUCAAAUCUGUACUAAAAUUCUUAUACCAAACCAUACAUUGUCUUGUACUGUUCUUAGCUGCUACAUGUUAGUUUUGUUUCCUUCAUGAGAAUGUAAGCUCCUUAAGGGCAGGGACUAUGUCUUAAUUUUUGUAUCGACCACAGUGCCUAGCACUGUGCUUGGCACAUGGGUGCUGAAUAAAUACUUUGUUCAUUUGUCAGCAAA
Messenger RNA from Microtus ochrogaster (prairie vole), 3804 nucleotides. It is a transcript of the gene Derl2, whose product is annotated as derlin 2. The record is from RefSeq and is a predicted model, not a curated record. NCBI's taxonomy places the organism in Eukaryota, Metazoa, Chordata, Mammalia, Rodentia, Cricetidae.